GAAAACCCAGAGUUGGUGGAUGCCAUUGGAUGAGAUUGGGGAUGUUGGGGAGGUGCUUGAAGCUCUCUUCUUUCAUCAAACAUAUCUGCUUCGUAUUAAGGGAGUUUUUAUACAUUGCGAGGGGUGCAUAGGUUAUGAGAUAUAUCUCAUGUGAAGCGUCUUAUUCUCUUUGGGCUUCAAACCAACUUUCUGUCAACAACAAACAGACGCGAAGCUGCCAAACACAAUCUCGUAUGAAACAUAUCAACAAUCUUGAAGGACCAUGGAAGAGUUACCGACAGAGCUCAACAUCGUGACGCUCAAUUGCUGGGGCCUCAAAUUCAUCUCCAAGCUGCGCAAUGAACGCUUGGCCGAAAUCGGACGUCAACUUGCGAUAGCAGACCCUUCACCACACAUCGUCUGCUUACAAGAAUGCUUCACUCAGGAGGAUUACAAGGCCAUCCGACGUGAGACGCGCUUCAUUCUCCCCUAUGGGAAGUUUUACUUCAGCGGGCCUUUCGGAGGAGGGCUCGCCAUUCUCUCAAAAUGGCCGAUUGAAGAGAGCACUCUGUUUCGCUACCCACUGAACGGCCGGCCGACGGCUUUCUGGCGUGGAGAUUGGUAUGUCGGAAAAGGGGUGGCCUGCGCAAAGAUUCGCUAUGGGCCGGCGGCGAAGCAGGUGAUUGAGGUGUUCUGUACUCACACUCACUCGCCGUAUGAGGCUGGUCAACCCGACGAUUCAUAUCUCGCCCAGAGACUCGCGCAGUCAUGGGAGAUAUCAAAACUGCUUCGCGGAGCUGCUGAGCGUGGUCAUCUGGUGCUUGGUUGCGGCGACUUCAACAUGGUUCCCAUGUCACUGGAACAUCAACUUGUUACCGCCAACACACCUGUUCGCGAUGUCUGGCGGGUUUUGCACCCAGACAGCUCUCUCGGGCCAGCAGAUCACCCGGCCGAAAAGGCUCGCCGCCGCCCAAUACCAACUGCAGGGUUCAACAUUGAGGAGAAUGGCGCCGCUUCAGACGGUCCAUAUUGCACAUGGCGGUGGACCAAAGAACAGCAGAAGCUCCUCGGGCCAGGAAAACCCCCAGUCACCGUCCCCCCUGACACUAUCGACCGCCGCGGCAAACGCCUCGACUACAUCUUCGCCGGCUCAGGCGACAUCGCCUCCCUCAACGGCGGCUGGGUCGUCAAGGCCGCCCGCGUAGGCAUGAUGAUGCGCCACCCAGAACUAGGCUGCUCCCUCAGCGACCACUUUGCUGUCGAAGCCACCCUCGCCUUCCACCCUCUGUCCUCCUCGGCACAGUCCAGCAGUAAAGCACCGCCAAACGGCAACAAGCCCGCCCCCGCGGACGAGUCACUCAUCCUCAAAGCGCCCCCCAAAAUCCGCCAACCUGGCCAAGACGACGCCAGCACCAUCCCCGACACCGACGACAAGUACGUCCAAGACGGAACCUACCUCCAGUCUCCCACCCCCUCGUCCAUCAGGGACAAUUCUUCAUUUGACGCCCAGCUUUUGUCCUUCCUGACCGCCGAUCACCUCCAGCUACCAACCUCGGCGUAUGAUUUUAUUUUGCAGGAGAUCCACAAGUAUAGACUCCGGGAGGAGAAGCAGAAGAAGUGGAGGGGGUGGCACUUUUUUGGGUCGUUGGCUGUGUUGGUCGGCUGUUUGGUUGGGGUGUGGUGGUCACCGGCGAACUAUGUCGCUUUUGUGCUGGUGCUGGUGAGCAGCUUGAGCCUUGUCGCGGGAACGGUGGAUGGGUUGAUGAGUUUGUUGUUUUUCAGGAGCGAGCUGGGGGCGUUGAGGGAGUUUGAGUGGGAGGUUGUGAAUGCUAAGCUGAGUGCUGGGGAUAGGGUGCCGACUGCGGAUGGGGAGGGCGAGGAGAGAGGGUGGUGAUGUUCGUGUAGGAAAAGGAGAAGAAGGUUGGGUGGGAUAAUAAUUAAUUCAUAAUAAUGGAAGAGGUGGGGGUGAUGAGACGGAUGAUGUGCAUGAGGUGUUUAUAUACCCGGGGAGCUAUCUAGUCACGAGUAAUAUCAUUUUCUAUCCCCAUUUCCAUACCUUGACAGCUAUCAACAUGGUCAUCUUACUUUAGGCAUUACGUUACUGCUCAUCAACACGCUACCCAUCCAACCC
This is a messenger RNA of Podospora pseudocomata, 2110 nucleotides long. It is a transcript of the gene ISC1, whose product is annotated as phospholipase C type enzyme. Bases 263 to 1873 code for a protein of 536 amino acids. The record is from RefSeq and is a predicted model, not a curated record. NCBI's taxonomy places the organism in Eukaryota, Fungi, Ascomycota, Sordariomycetes, Sordariales, Podosporaceae. Gene Ontology annotation, molecular function: sphingomyelin phosphodiesterase activity. The transcript has 2 exons.